Messenger RNA from Branchiostoma floridae (Florida lancelet), 5492 nucleotides. Its product is annotated as DDB1- and CUL4-associated factor 8-like. The record is from RefSeq and is a predicted model, not a curated record. The coding region runs from base 477 to 2510 and encodes 677 amino acids. NCBI's taxonomy places the organism in Eukaryota, Metazoa, Chordata, Leptocardii, Amphioxiformes, Branchiostomatidae. The transcript has 12 exons. Gene Ontology annotation, molecular function: protein binding. Gene Ontology annotation, cellular component: Cul4-RING E3 ubiquitin ligase complex; cytoplasm.
ACAUAAUUUAUUCUGCACAAGUAAAACAAAUGAUGCAGCAAUACCAAGAUGGCGACGGUCUUGGUCAAAAGGUACAGUAGUGAGGGAUUCGUGUCCAAAACGGGUCUGACAUCCAACUUGAGACGACUGCAGACAUGCUAACUCCUCCGGAAGAAAAGACGCAAGCCUAUCGUCCAUACUUGUCGAAUCGUUGUGAUCCGUGCGUCUUGUAUUUUCCAAAGUAGCUCAAUGUUUUGAUAUCGUUUUCAACCUCAGCUCGGUGACCGCAGUACUUAACUGUUAUAACGUUAUGGGUUUUGACGAGGAAAUAUGGUACUACUGGUACUAGACUUCCCAAAGACAAGCUGAGGAAACGAUCCCACAGACUUACACAAAACGUUAAGUCUGUGUCUUUUGGGGAAGUGCCUUCUUUGGUAACGUUAAGCUUCUGAAGACAUCAGUUUUACGUGCAGUAACGUAGUACCUGAUUGCGCAAGAUGGCGGAUCCAAAGUCGAAAUCAUCGGAUACUCACCCGAACUCCACGGAAACAGCUCACGGUAACCACGAAAUCUGCCCAGGAGCCGAGGGGAACCACACAUUGGCAGCCGAGGACGCCAAAGACGUGUUAGAGACUUCGUCUGGUAUUGAUGUCAGCAUGGAAAACUCUGAGGACACAAGUAUAGGUGCAGAAACCCUUGGGGAAAAGUCUUCAGAGAGUGACAGUUUGAUAGACAGCCCCAUGGCAGAAAAGGGGGCAAAGGGGAAAAAGUCAAAGAAGGUAAAAGUCGAGGGGAAAGGAGAUGGAGUAGAGGAACGGAUGGAGAAGAUGGAGGUAGAGGGGGAGAUGGAGACUUCAGGUGAGAAUAAGGAAGAGCAUGCUGGUCCAAGCGGGGAUGGCAGGGAAGCAGGAGGUGAAAACAAGAGUGAAGACAAAGCGGAAGAAACAGACAGCGACUUAGACAUUGAACUGGGUUUACUAGAUGAUGCCAAGAAAGGCAGUGGAGAGGACAGUGACAGUGAUGUCGUCGUAACAAGACCAACACGUUCCAAGCGUCGUGACAGCCGUGAUGAGGAUGACAGUGACACAGAGGACAGUGAUGAGGAGAAGGUGGAAGAUGAUAAGAAGGAGUCUGAGGACGAAGGGGACACCACGUGGUACUCACUGGACGACCGCAAAAUGCCAAUGCCCAAGUGGAAAGUCCUACCGUCCUUGCAUCAACGAGAGAUGGGGUUUGGCCGUGCACUCUUCCCCUACUAUGCAUGUGGGUUGACAGACUUUGUGUCUAGAUUUGAACUUCAGCACAAGUUAGAUCAUCAUGAGGGCUGUGUGAACACACUGCAUUUCAAUCAGCCAGGCACUCUUCUAGCAAGUGGCAGCGAUGACCUGAAUGUGGUUCUAUGGGACUGGGCCCGCAACAAGCCUGUGUUGAUCUAUAACAGUGGUCAUCGGAGUAAUGUCUUCCAGGCCAAGUUCAUGCCGUACAGUGGGGAUUGUACUGUGGUGAGCUGUGCACGUGAUGGGCAAGUAAGAGUGGCUGAGCUGUCCAGCACUGGAGUCUGCAAAGGCACCAAAAAACUUGCACAGCACAGGGGAGCAGCACAUAAGCUUGCCCUGGAUCCAGACUCCAACUGCACGUUCCUGACCUGUGGGGAGGACGCAGUCGUGUUCCAGAUAGAUCUGCGGGAUGACAAGCCUGCAACAAAACUGCUGACGACGAAGGAGAAUGACCGUAAGCUUGCCCUGUACACCAUCUUCACCAACCCUGUCAACAGCCACGAGUUCUCUGUGGGAGGGCGGGACCACUGGGUCAGGGUGUUUGACAAGAGGAAAAUAAAUCCGGAAACAAAUGAAGGAGUGCUGAAAAAGUUCUGUCCACACCACUUGGUUGAUAGCGACAUCAAGGCUAACAUCACCUGCCUCGUGUACAACCAUGAUGGUUCAGAGCUGCUGGCAAGCUAUAAUGAUGAGGACAUCUACCUGUUUGACCCUACUCACAGCGAUGGAGCAGAUUUCAUUAAGAGAUUCAGGGGACACAGAAACAAUGCCACAGUGAAGGGAGUGAACUUCUAUGGCCCCCAGAGUGAGAUGGUUGUGAGCGGCAGCGACUGUGGACACAUCUUCCUGUGGGAGAAGGAAACGGCCAACAUCGUGCAGUUUCUGGAGGGCGAUGACGGUGGAGUGGUGAAUUGCCUGGAGCCCCACCCUUGCAGUGCAGUCCUGGCCACCAGUGGACUGGACCACGAUGUCAAGAUCUGGGCACCAACUGCCAAGGAGCGUACCAACCUGGAGGGGCUCAAGAUGGCGGUGAAAACCAACAAGAAGGAGCGUGACGAGGAGAACCGGCACAACCCGGAGAUGAUUGACGGGCACAUGCUGUGGUUCCUCAUGCACCAUCUCCGCAGGCGUGCACGCCGGAGGGCUCGAGAGGCUGGUGAAGAGGAGGCCUCAGACAGUGAAGACUCCUCCUCUCCCAGCUCUGACUCCGACUCUGACGGGCCCUCCGAGUCCAUCCAGUGUGCCCCAUCCUAAUGCACCAAUCAGGGAAUACCAGGGACUGUUAGCACAGAGUGGGCAACAGCUCAGAAAAGGAAACUUCUGGUCAAGUGAUACCAACAUUCUUGAAGCGACAUGUUCUCCUCAAGGAGGGGGCUGAUCUCCCUUUGCCACAGCUUGGUUGCUAGUUCACACUGAGUACCCUGUAUGGCAAGAAGUUAAGCAGUGUGUAUGUUAAAACUUUGACAUUUUUGUACCAGGCCAGAGUGUUGUCACUAACAGCCUGCAAUCAAUUUGAAGAUAUCGUUUAGUUUAAGUCUUAUCUAUGAGCACAAUUUGUAAGAUUGUCAUCUUGUGUUGUCAUUACACAAUUAUAGACAAACAGCAAUGUUGACUGAUUAUAAAAUGGUUGUGAUAUGUCAGAAUUUGCCAUCAGAUCCCACUUCUCUAUACAAAAUUAGAAACUUUAAGGUUCUGUUGAAAAGUGUUAGUGAUAUAACAACACAACCUAAGAAUAUAAGACAGUAGUACUCGUGUUUCUUGGGUUCCUAAGAGGAUAUAUGUCCAUGAUAAUGUUGUACAAUUGCAUGUAACAAUAACUUAGUGAAGUGCCUCUGUUCACCAUCUCUUAUUAAGGCUGUUAAGGCUUGUUUUGCUUGAUGUGUGUUGCUUUGAUGCUUCAAAAUGGCACAAUAUAAAAAUUCAGAUCUGCUGCAUAUGACCCAUCAUGGAGGACUUCAGGGCAUUCCUUUGCUGGAAUUGAGCUAUGGCAUUUAAUUUUCCAGAAAAGAAGAGUUAUACAAUUACAUGCAAGAAUGAUAUGUUACAGAAGAGAAGAAAUGAAUUGAGCUGUUGACCAAUGGAUAGAGUUCUUGAAUGCAUGAAUUUCAAUUUGAAUUCAAAUUUGUCCCACAUUCUUGUCAGCUCAGUCAUGUGGUAACAGCUAAUUACCACUUCAUUUCAUUUGUGUUGAAAGCUGGCUAUGUUGCUGUGGAGUUGAAGACAUGUCACAUUAUGAACAGCAAAACAUGAUUCUUUAGAUUCGACAGGAGAGUCAGGGCAAGUGAAUCAUGCACAGUGUAACAUAUUCUGAUGUUUGAUGAAAGAAGGUAACAGUUGAUAUGAUUUUGUAUAAAUAUGACAUGCUUAUCUGUAGUACAAGUUGGCUUAGCUAAGAAAAGGCAUCGAUUUGCCUAUAUUAUCAAUUUUGUGUGGUUGUGUUCACAUGAUACAUUAGUUGCACUGGUGCAUUAACGCUGUUGUUGUUCUUCAGCAAUGUUACUUCAUAAGUUAUAGCUCUCUCAAAGGAAACCAAUUGGUAAGAGGAGAGCUGUCAAUGAUUCCAAGGGCAUAGAUUCUGGGCAGUUACUUUGUCCAUUCUCUCUUAAUUCUGAUGAAUUGAAUUCCACAAAAAAAUGUUGUUAACAUGGAAUUACUUCCAAACUGUGUAGAUAGUCACAGCUUCUAUGUAUUGAAGGAAUGAAUAUGGCAAAGCAAAGGAAAAUAGUUUAGUAGUGAAUAGGAAGACCUCGCACAAAUUUCUUUAUUGGCACGCAUGCCUUCCUAUCCCUGAUAUAAUUCUCAUGGUGACUGACUAGUUCCAAAUGCAAGAUGAUCAGUGUGAGCUAUAUUCUACUUACAGCUAUGACAAAUGUUCCUAGGUCUGAGGCACAAGUUAGGUACAGUUACCUGUGUGAUUUCUGUAUGGAGUUGCCAGAACUGGAUAUUUGGCUUAUAAGAAGUAGUUGAGGUAGAUUUUAUAAACCUCACAGUCAAAGCACUGACAGCAGAUAAUGUCUGUAGUAUGAGCUGUAUAUAUGUAUCCUGCUUGCCUUUGCCAUAAGCACUACGAAUGAAAGGUAUCUCCUAUAUAAAAAAAAAUAUUGUACAAGAGCCACUAUAUGUUAAACGGAUUGUUGCGAUAAGAUAGAUUGAUUCUCAAGACCAGCAAAGAUAGAUACCGCAAGUUACAGUUUGUAAAUAGAAAAAAAUAGUUCUGGAUAAAAAAAGACUGGAUGAAUUCCCACAGUUAGUGAUUUGUGGUAAAGAAAGUGUAACUUUCCAUCUAUGCGUGUGAAUGAGCUCUUACCAGAAAUGAGAACAUCUGCAUUACCAGUUAUCCCUUCAGGCUUGCCUUUAACCUGUUGCCAUAGUUACCAUGUCCACCAUGCAAAAUUCGAUCAGCACCUUCUUACGGAUGAGAGCUCCCUUCUGGCUAACUGUUUGUUUGCAUUCAUAUCACAUUGAUGAUAGCUCCAGGUGCGACUUUCAUCAUGUUGGAAUUAAAUCACAAGCAGUGCACUGACUUGUAUGACAAGCCCUAUCAGUAUACUGCUGCACACGAGAACAAACAUGAAAAGACGUAGCAGAUUGUUCAAUCAUCGGCUCAAUGUAAUGUUGCAGCGAACAGACGUCUGAACAAUCUAAGCCAGCUCCUUCUUGUCAUGUUUGUUCAUUUCUUUAGUCUGUUUUGAAAAUCUGCUGCUAAAAAUUUAUCCUUUUAAAAUGGCAGUAAAUUCAUUUUGCAAUGGAAAGUGCUUUGCCAAACUCUUGUAGCCAAUUCUUGUGACGCCAAAAACUGGGUGUUUCACAGGAACGCUGGUUCAGCACCAUGGAGAGAUGCUGUUAUUCAGCUCUCAUGUCACAGAAUAGUCACUAUUCGCAGAGAUGAAGCAAUGAGCAAUUACUGAAACCACUGUCCCUUAAAGAAUACCCACGACUAGAAUAGGAUUAAUCUAGGCCACCGUGUGCGUCAUCGGACUAUUUCAAUUUAUUUUCUACCUUGGGUGCACACUGUUAGAAUGGAGAGGCUUAAAUAAUCAGACAGCUUUUGUAAGCACAGGUUUUGUGGCCGGCCGAGGGUUCAGCUGGACUCCUGUUGCCGCUGCCGGUUAUAAUUGGGUGAAGCUUUCCGCUGAUCCCGUACACAGCGGCAAUGAGAACGUCAGUUUGAUAAUGAUAUGUAAGGAAGUUAGAUGGCUAUACCAGUUGUUAAAAUAAAAAGUCAACUGAGUGAUA